AUGGGCGCAACCCCGUUCCAUCAUUCCGUCCUCGAGGUCCGACUACCAAAGCACUUUGAUAAGCCAACGGACAUGAGGUACGAUGGAACUCAAGACCCCCAAGAGCAUCUAACGGUCUUUGAGGCCAGAAUGAACUUGGAGGGGGUAGGCGACGAGGUGAGGUGUCGCGCCUUCCCGGUCACUCUAGCAAGAUCUGCGAUACGGUGGUUUAACAGCCUCCCGCAGGGUUCUGUUGCCAAAUUUUCAGAUAUUAGCCGCGCUUUCUUAGCCCAAUUUACCACCCGCAUUGCAAAGGUGAAACACCCGAUCAACCUACUUGGGGUGACACAGAGGUCUGGAGAGCCGACCAGAAAAUACCUAGACAGGUUGAACGACGAAUGUUUGGAGAUUGACGACCUAACCGAUUCGGUGGCCAGUCUGUGCUUAACGAAUGGACUUCUGAAUGAGGAUUUUAAAAAGCAUCUCACCACGAAGCCGGUGUGGACGAUGCAAGAAAUCCAAAGCGUGGCUAGGGAAUAUAUCAACGAUGAAAAAGUCAGUCAAGUGGUGGCUGCCAACAAGCGGCAGCCUGCCUACAAUCAACCUCGGCAGCACGGUGGCGAGGAAAUGCUAAAAGAUCACGCCAGAGACGGCGGGCCAACCAAAAUAUUCAAGUUGUUUCCCUGUGUUGGGAAAUUCACCAACUACACCCCCUCGCCGUCCCCAUCGUAG
Molecule: messenger RNA, 711 nt
Organism: Arachis stenosperma
Lineage: Eukaryota; Viridiplantae; Streptophyta; Magnoliopsida; Fabales; Fabaceae
Exons: 1
Coding region: 1-711 (236 amino acids)
Source: RefSeq, a predicted model, not a curated record